Paramecium sonneborni is the source of this 1319-nucleotide messenger RNA. The record is from the annotation of a GenBank genome assembly. NCBI's taxonomy places the organism in Eukaryota, Ciliophora, Oligohymenophorea, Peniculida, Parameciidae.
CCGUCAACAAACUACAAAAAAUAUGUUCAAGCAAUCAAAAUAGGUAAACAUACCAUCUCAUUCAUAGAAUUCAAAUAAUGUUUAGAAUAAACAAUAAAAUUUACAUACAUCAAUAACUCAAACAACUAGAAUUGAUGAUACUUUAAAAACUUCAAAACCCCUCCAAAAUUUAUCAAAUAUUCCAACUCGUACAUAAGAAGAUUAAGUUAAAAGAGCUCAACCCAGAUCACCAAUAAGGUAAAAUUUUGAAAAGAAAACGUUGGAAAAUUAAUCUUGCAUAUAAAAUAAAGAUGAGAAACCGAUUCCUAAAAUUCUUUAAAGAGGGAAAUCGCCAUAAUCAAAUUAAUAAGGAAGAAAUAUUCAAAGUGCUAAUUAAUUAAGUUAAUAAUUUGAAAAAUAAUCAACUUAACAAAAGUAGUAUAAAUAAAAUGAGCCUAAUUAAGUAAGUUUAAAUUAACUUAAUGGUGUAAAAUCCGAAUAGAAUAUUAGUAAAUAAUAAGUUUAAGUAUAAUAAAAAUAAGAAACAAAGCUUUAAAUAUAAUCUAGUUAGACGAAAAUAUAAAAUAAUUAGUAAUAAUAGUAAAGACCAAAGACAGCAAUAGCAAAUUAAUAAUAAUAGAAAUAAUAAAGUUUAUAAGAUUAUGUAAAAGCAACUUAAAAAGAUUAGUAGUAACGAGAAUAAUAGUAAGUGAAGCAAUAGAUGAGUUAGAAUAAAAGAUAAGAAUAAGCAAUAAAAGGAAGAUAGUAAUAAUAAUAGAGAGGAGAGUAAGUAAUAGAGGAGAAACUGUAUAAAUGUACAGAGGGUUGUGGAAGAUCAUUUAAUGCAAAAGCUUUAGAGAAGCAUUCAAAGGUAAAUUAUGAAUAAAUUGUAAAUAUAGGUUUGUAAGAAAGUGUUUUAAUAGAAGAGGAAAGUGUUUAAUUCAUAAAAAUAAAGAUAAAUAGAAUAAGAGGAAUGUGUAUAAAUGAAGGGUGUAGGAAUGAAGAAACAAAUACAAAAAUAGGGAAUGAAACAAGGUUAGAAGUAGUAGUAGUAAAUAAAAAAUGAUAAACCUAAAUGGAAAGCAUAGAGUGAAGCAUUUAGAGCAAUAAUAAGAUAAGCAAAAGGUUAGAAAUUAACAAAAGAGGAGUAAGUUUAAUUAAAUGGUGCAAUGGAAAGUGCUUAAGAAUUGGUGUAGUGCAAGUUUUGCAAUAGAAAGUUUAAUGGAGAGGCAGCUAAGAAGCAUAUAGUAUUUUGUGAGACAAAAGCGAAAUAGUGUGGAAAGAGUGGGAUAUAAAAGAAAAAGAAAUGAUUAUUUUAAUUUUUAACAACUUAUGAGAGG